Messenger RNA from Nezara viridula (southern green stink bug), 7670 nucleotides. The record is from the annotation of a GenBank genome assembly. NCBI's taxonomy places the organism in Eukaryota, Metazoa, Arthropoda, Insecta, Hemiptera, Pentatomidae.
GGAUCGAUAAUGUUCCACGUGAGGCGGAGACCGGCGGACUACCAUCCCCGCAAACGUAAGAAAAAGCCUCAACAGGGGAAGUGGGGCCAGAGUAACGAACUACUGGACUACAGGUACGAAGACGGAUUGGACAGGCUCCCAUUCUUCCUAGAGCUAAAUCCAGACGGUAGUGAAGUUGGUGGUGGAACGGGGAAACGUUAUAGACUUCAGCCUAACGUGACGGAGGUGGGCUCGGAAAGAGGCUCUCCGCACGGUCACGGCCAAUCCCUUCAGCUCUUUGGGCCUAACAUCCAACCGAGGCAUUGUGUAAUUGCGCACACCGAGGGUAUUGUAACUGUUACCCCUUGCAGUAGGGAUGCUGAGACUUAUGUGAACGGUCAACGCAUCUAUGAGACCACUAUUUUACAGAAUGGUGCCACUGUAAGGUUUGGUAAGAUCCAUAACUUUCGCUUCCUUGAUCCUUGUUACGAAGAAAGAACAAGGCAGCGCUACGAUAGUUCGCGAUCACCACACGAUUAUUCCUACGACAGACAAUCAACCAGAGAAGAAACCUCCAGCCUUAGCGUAGGUAACGGGCCUACCACUACAAGCACACCCUCUGGUAAUCCUCUGAACUACGAAACUACCUUUGAUGUUGACGGGAAUGUUGAGACGAGGUCGACUUCUAGCCAGGGUAACAAAGAAGAAACGAGAUCCCAACGGUCGAUAGGCAGUAGCAGGGAAGGAAACAGGGUAAUGAAUUACGAGAGGUACCCAAGGGGGGCAGAUCCCAUUCUCCCCGCAGUGCUGGAGAUACGGGAGGAGACGGAGGAAGCACUGCUACAUGCACUCAUCACCGACUUAGACCCAAAUGGUCCAGGUUUCAAACUAGCUCCAGCAUACACCCUCUACCUGAUGGCACGAUACCGAGCUUCGACUCAUUAUCGUCCAGAACUCAACCCAAUGGAGCGUGCUCAACGGUUGACUCUGAUACUUGCGAGGGUAGCUGCGAUCAUCCACUCUUUUAUUCAGGAGAGAAGAUUUGAAGUGAGGUGGCUCGCUUUGUGGCUUGCAAAUGCAUCCGAAAUUCUGCAUUUCUUAAAAUCAGAUAGACAUAUCUCAGGAUUUUCUAUUGAAGCCCAAGAAACACUAGCCGAUGCUGUUCAAAUUGCAUUCAAGCAUUUAGUCACUUGCCUCCAAGGAGAACUAUCUGCAGUAAUGCCUAAUUUCCUAUCCGAUAGAGAUGAUUUGAGCCAUGAUCCAGAAGAUUCUUCAACUGCCUCUGUCCUUGGAGUGCUCUCGGGUGCGAUGAACUUACUCCGAAGGUGCAGAGUUAAUGCGGCUCUAACUAUUCAAUUGUUCUCUCAGCUGUUUCAUUACGUAAAUGUCUGGGCAUUCAACAAAUUAGUGGCGCCUGGUUCUAGCUACUGCUCCAGGCAGUGGGGUCUUCGAAUCAAGGCCCGCUUGGCACAAGUUGAGGUCUGGGCAGAAAGGCAGGGUCUAGAACUCGCAGCCGAUUGCCAUUUGGCCAGGAUCAUGCAAGCAGCUCAUUUAUUACAAGCUCCAAAAUAUACUUGCGACGAUCUCGCCUCCCUCUCCUCUACCUGCUUCAAGCUGAACUCACUCCAGUUGAGAGCUCUCUUGCAGAACUACCAACCUACUCCGGAUGAACCAAGAAUACCUCAUGAUAUUGUAGAAAAUGUGGUGAGGGUUGCGGAGAACCUCGCUGACGAAUUAGCGAGAAGUGACGGUAGAGAAGUAAGGCUAGAGGAAGACGCCGAACUGGCCCUGCCUUUCCUUCUUCCCGAUGAUGGCUACUCCUGUGAGGUGGUGCGAGGUGUGCCUCCUGGAUUAGUGGAAUUCUUAGCUCCUUUGCAAGCUGCUGGCCUCUGCAGGCUAACUGCCCAACCUACCUCCAAUGGCCUCUGGACUGUUUAUAUGGGGCAUGUUAUGGCUCGCAGUCCUAGUGCCAUGAGCAAUAGAUCAUCAGGUUUCGUCCCAACUCAACACGAGCCAGAAGUCCAGAUUAUCAAGCUGCACAAAUCCAACAAUGGAAUGGGCCUCAGCAUUGUUGCUGCUAAGGGAGCUGGGCAGGACAGGCUUGGCAUCUACAUCAAGUCUGUUGUGAAGGGAGGUGCAGCAGAUGCUGAUGGAAGACUGCAAGCAGGUGAUCAGUUGUUGAAAGUUGAUGGGCAGAGCUUGGUUGGAAUAACACAAGAAAAGGCUGCCGAGUACCUUGUCCGAACUGGUCCUAUUGUCACUUUAGAAGUGGCGAAGCAAGGAGCCAUAUAUCACGGCCUAGCUACGCUGUUGUCUCAGCCUUCGCCUGUUAUGACGAGAGGCCCCCGUCGGAUGAGCGAAAGGGAUUUACCUUCACGUGUGCUUAGUGAACAGCAAGGCCAGCAGGGAAGAGGCCAGCUCCCUCCCCACCCUCAGAUACAUAGCUCAAAGUCCGUUCCAUCGCUCAACACUGGUAAUCACGAAUUUGAAAGACCAAACUUAAAUCAAACCACAAUUGCAAGUAGCACUAUGCCUCACCCAAAUCACGAAGUAUUUAACCCAGGGUACAGUAGGACAUCAUCAACAAAUAGCAUCCCACAAAAAUCUUAUGAAACUCAACCUCAUCCUAACGCUCAUCAAAUCAGAUCAAGGUCAAGUCAAAAUCUCGCAGAGCACAGGCAAGGGACUCUCCCUCCUAACCAUAUUGGUCCGAGACAACCGUCGAACCCUAACCUCAUCCCUAACAAUUACAAUAACCAUCAUAUCCCCUACCAGCAACCUCCUUAUCAGCAGCCACAGCAGCAGCCUAGUCCAGUUGGUGACAACGGAGAACGCUUCUACCAGAACCUAAGCAUCUAUAGGAACCAAGAGAUACACAAUGGCCACGGGCCACCGCCUCAGAACGGCAUCGGAAGAGGAAAGAUGCCGAGCCCACAAGAUGAUAGGGCUCCUCCGGCUCAAAUGAACUUCAGGGGCUCGCAGUCUUCUCUUCAGAGCAGGUCUACUGAGCCAGCUCGUGACAGGCCAUCGUCCGCAUAUUUGCCUAACAAUUAUCCUAACCAUCUUAUGCCACAGAACCGUAUGCAGGCUCGCUCUCAAUCAUCAAGAGACAUGCUUCGCCAAGAAGCCAAAUUUCAAGAGAUUAGUGAAGAGCUGAGGAGACGAGAAAUGAGAUCACCACAUCAUAACAGGCCACAGCCGAGCAGCACCAACCAACCUAUUCAGGGAUCGCCCCUUAGGUACCCCGGCUUCUCCGAGCAGGGGUACAGGUUGAACCAGGCAGACUACGUCGAAAGCCCUCCGCCUCCACCUCCACCGCCUACCUCCACUCAUCCUCUCUACCAGACCCAUCAGCCACCGCCACAGAUGAGGAGCGAAAUAAGAAAUGAUAUGAGGCCUGCUGAAGUAAGAAGCGAUAUUGUGAGAACAGAUCUUAGAACAGAGGUUAGGAGCAGUGAAAUCAGAAGCGAUGUAAGGAGUGAUACCAGAAAUGAUGUUAGGAGUGAUAUGAGAUAUGCGGCUAGUGUCGGAGAACCACCACGAGGCAGUUAUUACAAUCCCGCUGGCUCUCAGCCUCCCUCUAGGCAAUAUUAUUACCAAGCAUCCAAUCCAUGGCAAAGGGAAGAGCGCGAAAAGGAAGCUGAAAGAAGAAGGGAUGCUGCAAGGCAUUGGAGAGACCAGCAGAUUGCAGAACUGAGCAGCUUGCCUCAAAGAAACACCGCACAAGAAGAGCAAUUGAGAGCACUCAAACUGGAAAGGGAAUUCGAAAAGAGGGCGGAAGAAGAAUUAGAAGAAGAGGAUGAAGAAGACCAGGAUGCUGCAGAGAGAGUGCAAGGUCUCUUGCGUGUUGCUCAGCAGAAUGAUGAGAAAAGGAAUUUACGAACAACACAGUCUGGAACACCGCAGCAGCAGCAGGUACAACAACAACAGCCGCAACAACAGUACACACCAACAUCACAACAAUACAACAACCCCAGCGGGCAGCAGUACUCCUCCGCGAGCAGCGGCGGCCAGCACUACUCCUCGGCCUCCCAGUACUCCACUACUACCUCGACUGCACAACAGUACGCCUCCACUCCUCCUAGCCACCACACUCCUCAGAUGAACGGUACCAUCGGAAGGCCGCCAGUCACUUCUGUCUCUUCUAAUUACCAUCCUGUAAGCGCUGAAGAGAAAGCAAGAUUGCAAAGACUGAAAGAUUUGAAAAUGAAACAGGCUGAAGUUGAAGCAGAGAGGAUUAAGAAGAGGACAACCUCGUCAUCAACUCCCCUUCGAACAAUAACCAUUAUCACAACAAUAAUGGCUAUAGCUCGAGUCAGGCCAGUCCAGGAGACUGGUAAUGGAGGCACCGCGACCAUUGCAGCACCACAGCCACCUGAAAGAGGUUCAUCUUUUGCUGUCGCUCAGUCGCUGCGUAGUCCUCCUACUCCAACUUUAGCGACCGCCAAAAGAGUCUCUUUUCAGGAUCCACCACCCCCGUCCAACCCUCCCCCACCACCUUCUUCACUGUCAGAGAUCAGAGAAGAUCCUAAUAAUUUCAUAAAUGAAGCAGAGAAUAUGCUUUCUUCCCCAACAAGUCCUGAUACACCAUUUACAGGAAAUACGCCUGGAGUUAUUGGAGCCCAGGAAGUUUACAAGGACCCCAGACAAAGGAUGCUUGCUGAGCAGAAGAUGAUGUCUAACAAGGGAGUCGUCGCCGUUCCUGAGAAGCUUAGUUUCAAGGAGAAGAUGAAGAUGUUCGCAAUGGAGACCGGAGAAGACGGAACCCCACGAGACAAAGUUAAGAUUUCAAGAGCUCAGCGAGAUAUUGACAAUAUCGGAUCCCCCAACGCACCAAACAACAACAACCAAUAGAGAUCGCCUUGACUGAUCAUAACCUCCGUGUGUAAAGUGUAAUGACAAAAUUUCGUAUACUACUAUAGCUUUAUAUCGGAUCAACAGACUGUCAACACCAAGUGUAUAUUUUGUGUAAAUUAAUGAAGAAUGUAUAAAUUUGUGUUUGCAACAUGAACACUGUACAGAACUUUGAGCAAAUAUUUUAAUAUAAAUUUAAUGAAACUGGGUGACUUGAGACAAAUAUUAUUUACUAUUAAAAGAAAGUAUGAAAGAAUAGAUAUUUAUUUAAUGUUUUGUAUAAAUAUAUAUAUAUUAAAAAAUAUAUAUGAAUAUAUUUUGUUGUAAAGUAUAUAUAUAUAUUUAAAUAACUUUUUAACCAUUGAGAAGUAAUCGUGAGUUGAGUUUUCUUUUUGUUUUGUUUAAAAAUUUUAAAUGUUUAACGUUACUGAAGAUAUAUUUUACUAUCUUGAGCUUUUGAAUGUAAUGAGAAUGGGUCUUUAUGAUGAGUGCCGUCCAGAUGUUUUGAGAAAUGUUCAUUUAUUUUUAUAUGUUUUACUCGUUUGAAUGUUUUGGAAUUAUUCUGAGGAGAUGCUUUCGGAUUCUUUUUCUAUUGUAGAGUUUAUUUUCUUCUCUAUUUGGAAUAUUGUAUAGAUUGCUCUCCUAUUUAUUGGAGCAGAAAAAAAAAAUUUACCCCUACUGGUGUAAAUGAAAGUGUAUCUAGUGUAAAUAAAAUUAGCUGACGGAAAAAAAAAAAAUUAUAAUUCUGUGGGAGCAAUAAUAUAUGAUCUUGUGUAUAUUACUUACUAUCAUUGUAUUAAAGUUAUGAAUAUGUUAUGUAUGGAUUUAUUAUCAUUAGCUUGUCAUGUGCAAAUUUGAAUGCAGACUAUAAUCUUCAUUAUAUAUAUUUGAAGUAUAGAAUACAUAUUCACUUAUACAUACAUAUAUAUAUUUUUUGUUUGUAUAUAAUGUACCUAUGCAAUUUAAAAUUAAUUACAGUUAGAUUAACAACAUUUAUAUAAAUUUGUUCAUUCAUUAUAUAUUUUAAUUAUAGUUGUUAAAGUGAAACUUGUAUUUGAACUACAAAGAUAAUUUAAUUCUAUGACAAGUAUAUUAAAAAUAAAAAUAAGAAAAAAAAUAUGAAGUAGAAGAACAUGGCAGGUAUCCCUUUCUAUAUGAAAUUAUUGUAGAAUAGAAUCAUACCAAACUAUCAAUGAAUUGUCAUCAACAUGUACAUUAUUAUUAUUUUUUAAACAAUUGAUUUUAAAGUCGUAAUCAGGAAAUGUUUUGAAAAUUGAUGGCAAAAAUUAAUGUUUUGAAGAGACAAUCUUUUGUGUAUCGAUUUAUGAUGUUUUAACUUUACGGCUAAGGGAUAGUUUGUAUUAUUGUUAGAUCAUAUUCAUUGUGAUAUAAAAUACAUAUAUAUAUUUUGUUUCAUAAAUAUAACCCCUCAUAGCACUUGUGACUUUUUUUAUUGAACCUUUUCAGUCCUUUAUUAAGUUCAUUAAAUCAAUUGUAUAUUUAAGUUUGUUUAUAUUUAUUUUCUUUCUUCCACGGGAGAGGCCUUUGGUUCGGAGCUCGCGGAACGAUACCAGACUCAACAAGGAGCUUCAUGGAGGGCCUUGGUGUCGACAUAUAAGGAUAUAUAAGGACGUGGCAAGGUUGGCAGAGAACAUAAUUCUUGACUCCCUGGGAAUUAUCCAUCACCAUGUGCAUGGAUAGGGAGUUUGUUCAUGGGGGGAGGCAUGCGUGUUUUACAGCAUUUUUACAUUAUUUAUUGACCACAUCCACUGCACUUUAUGUUUUUGUAUGCAUGUUAUGAAUUAGGUUAGAAAAAGAGAGGAGAAAAUCUAGGGAACGAGAAAAAUGUAUAGAGUGAGAGAAGGAACAGAAAGGGAUGUACAGUGCUAAUAAAUGAAUUAAAGAAAUAGUAAAAAUAAAAUAAAUAAAUAAAAAUAUAGGAAAAAAAUAUAUAUAUAGAUUGUAUAUUAGUUUUGGAAAAUUGUCUGUAGCGAUUAAUAAGUAUGCUGUGUUUAAAGCAACCCAAUGUAAUUGGGCAGCACCCUCUUAUGAUAAUAAAGUGAUUCUCUCUCUCUCUCUCUACAGGGUGUUUCAUGGUUAAGUGGCCAAAAGUAAAAAUAUGAACUAAGGACCUCAAAAGAAGAAACAAAUUUUCUCUGAAGGUAUGUCCGCAAACGCUUUAUGUAGAAGAUAUUCACACCUAAAGAUUUUCGUUUUUAUGAAUUACUUACGUUAUAUGAAAUAAAUAAAACCUAUUUAUUUGUUCUAACUACUUUAUUAAUUAAAUUUAAACAUUAACAUUCAUAUUAAAUUUUGUUCAGGUAUUUCCUUGAGCAUUAAGACAGGCUCGGCAUCUUUCUUCAACAGCAGAAGUGGCAGAACGGCAUUGGAUACGUGUUAUUGUUUCACACGAUUUAAUAAUCCUUCUUUGUAUGACAUGUGGCUUCAAUUAGAUGGUUGUCCUGCACAUUACGGAAGAGAUCUACGACAAUGGCUAAAUGUUAAUUAUCCCAAUCAAUAGAUUGGCCAUGCAGAAAUGCGGACCUAUUAAAAUAUUGUCUAUUAUCCCCAAGCACACAUUGCACUGAAAAUGAUGCUCACGAAUUGCAUGGAGAUUUUCCUGCGGCCAGAGAUGAUUAUUUUUCUGAUUGAAGAUACCUCUUCUUGUAAUGGUAGCUUCAUCUGUCCAAGGAAAUUUUUCUGAAUAUCGUGGAUUAUGCUCAACUUGAUUUAAGAACCAAUCUGAAAAAUUUCUUCUUUGCCGAAAAUCUUGCGGUAAUAAAUUUUGUACCCGUUGAUAAUGAUAUGGGUGAAGUGCAUCUGCAAUGAGAGUUCUC